CCCCCGUUGACUGACGUAGGAGCGAAGACAAUUUAGUCCCACCUGCGAAUUUCCUUGUCAGUCUGCCACAGCGCGUCCGCGGAGCAUGUUCGUGUCUGCUGGACUAUCAUAAAUUCACCGAAGAAUGAAUAGAUUCCCAUUUGUCAUUUCUAUUUUGAUUGGUUUGUUUGCAUCCACUGCCUCAUUUCCUUGGGCUGACCUCGACUUGUAUAUCAGGACCCAGCGGGAAGUCCGCUGCAAAGAUGAGGAGUACCGCAGCGGCAACAUCUGCUGCUUAAAGUGCCCAGCUGGUACCCAUCUUAAGUCGGCCUGCACUACGCCUGGUGAAGUGGGGCAGUGUGAGGAAUGUGAAGAUGGAACACACACUCAGCAUGCCAAUGACUUCACACGAUGUAGCAGAUGCACCCUGUGUCGUUCAGAUCAGGUGAUUUUCCGGCCUUGCAGUCACACUCAAGACGCUGAAUGUCACUGCAAAGCAGGAGGUUUCUGUGACCCUGAAGAAGCAUGUGAGACGUGCAUAAAGUGUUCAAGUUGCGAGAAGGAUAAAGAGGUUGUUCGGAACUGCACUGCUACCUCCAACACAGAGUGCAAGGAAAUACCAACGCAGUCAAACUCUUCCUCAGGUAUCGUAGAAGGAGCUGCUGCGUCCACUUUAGCCCCGCUUUCUCUACAGACUCGGACCCCCAACACAACCCACACAUACCAUCUUUUUACCUGCGCCAUUGCCAUAAUUGUAAGUGUGUUGGUGUUAGGAAUUGUCGGUGCAUGCAUUUUCUGCUGUAUGAAGAAACGAGCAAGAGGUUCUGUUGGAAAUGAGUCUAAAGCAGAGCUGCACGUGCAGGACGGGAGAAAUGAACAAACCCAAAGGGGAUGCUCUGGUCUCACCUUUGCUCAGUCACUGGUGAGAGUUCAAAGCGCAUCAGCUACGGUGGAUGAGUGUCAAGCGCUGUGUGAAAGCCGCAACAGCUCUGCCAGCAGCUCCCAACAAAAUCUAACCAGCCUGCCCCCUGCCCUUGCCACCCUUGCCGCCCCUGCCCAACGACCCUGUCAGCCCGAUUUGAGGGAGGAUGAGCCUUUUCCCGAACUGAUUCCUGUAAAUGGUGUCGACUCUCUCAGGAAGUGUUUUGAGUAUUUUGAGGAAGUGGAUAUCGACUACUACAAGAGGUUCUUCCGUGAACUUGACCUGCACGGCAAUGUGAUCAGAAGCAAAGAUCAACUUACCUACGAAGACAGGAUUCACGAGUUACUGAACAUUUGGGUUGAGAAGGAGGGCAAAGACGCAAGUUUAAAUGACCUGCUAAAAGCAUUGCUUAAGUUUGAUCAAAGACGAACAGCUGAGACCAUCAAGGAAAAAGCCCUGGAAAAUGGUCAUUAUGUUUUAGCAAGCAAGUCAUUUUAACUUGUUUGAAGUUACUCCGCACCCGUUUGAUUGUAUUAUUAGAUGCGGUGUAUAGUUUUGUGCACUUGACUGCAUUGUAACAGAAGCUGUAUGUCUUCUGAGCCUUUGAAGACAUGCACAGGUAUAGUUAUCCUGCAUGGUACUGAAAUGGCGCUGCAGUCUUUUCUGCUGGUUUGAUCACACUGAGCAACAGAACAAAUAUGCGUGGAGUGGGGUGAAUGCAUUUCAGCUUCAGCUUCAACUUGUACGCAAAUGUCUGUUGAAAGUUUUUCAAUGAACUAUCACAAGUAUUUUGUUCAUUUUGUAUGAUGACUGUGACAUUGACUUUUAGAUGCCUCAACUGGGGCCAGUCAAAUGAACACGUGGUCACUGGAUUAAGCUGCAAGAGGGAAUUUUUUUAAAUUUCCUUUCUUGUGAGUUUUAUGGGAAGUGGACAAAGUUUUACAUUGGCUUUUGUCUCAUAAAAUCUUGGCUUCAAUUACUGCUAGUGAUGGACAAAGGUGAAAUUACAUGUAUGCAUCAUGGCCGUUUCACCGAAUUGUGUCCGUUACUCCAGUCACCUGAAACACACCUGAUACAUCAGCAAGUUUUGCGAAUGCCGGAUAAUGAAUCUGGUCAAUUGUAUCGGUGUGUUGCAGUCUUGAGGACCCGACUUCAAAAUUCCACAAGCAAUGUGGCUUGCUUUUUGGUCAGUAUUUUGACUUUGAAUAUGAAAUGUUGCCUCUUUUAACUUGUUCGUUGAGUUUAGAGCACAUAUUCAUACGCAAGAGAUGAAGGAGGGAAGUUUCUCAAUGGGCACUGUGAAGACUUUUGUGACGCUGCUUUAAGUAGCUUUGUUGAAGGUGUGUUAAUGACUCACCCUUUCCUACAAUUGUUAAAUGUUUUUAAGGGCUUUCAGUGUCAGAAUAAAAUGUUAAGUUAUAUCACGCUGCUGUGUACUAUGUUGUACGUACAAUAUCUCUCGGCCAGACGUACUCGCUUCGCGUGACCGCCGCCGCCGAUGAUGAUGAUGAUGAUUUCUAGAGUUUGAUGAAAUUGCACAUUUAAAGUUAUUCUAUUUAUGCAAAGUCCAGACUCGGUGUUAGCUUCAUUUUAAAAUAUUGUUUGAAGCUUUUUGAAAUAGUUCUCCAUUAUUGGAUUGUAAUUGUUUCAUAUUUAUAACUCUCUUGAUUGAUUUUCAAGAGCUGUUGUUGAAAUGGGCCAAUCUGUUUGGCUCAAGAAAGAUGUUGAAAACUCUCUUGAUUUAUUUUCAAGAGCUGUUGUUGAAAUGGGCCAAUGUGUUUGGCUCAAUAAAGAUGUUUAUAAAAUUGUACAAUAGACUUUUUUUUCUUUUUCUUUUUUUUAGAGCUCGGAAAUCACAAAAGAAAUUAACUUGCUUUCUGAAUAUGACUAAUUGUGUCAAUAGAUAUAUUGGAUAUUUGAUCUUUGGCUUUAGGUACUGUUUUGUUUUGUUUUCUGAUCAUACCGAUAAUUAUUAACUGGGGUGUGCCUUAAAAAUGAAUCUUUAACCAAGUGACUCAACUGUGGUUGGGCAUAUUGUUCUUCUCCCUGUGCAGCACUCCCUUGCCAGGGCUCGUGCUUAGUGGUUAAACGGGUCUUUUGGUAUUUCCCUUGAUGUAAGCAUUGGUUUAUGGGCAUCUAUAACGAUGACUAACUGAUUGACUAUGUCUCAAGUACGCAAAUGUUUUGUUUUUCAAGCAUUUACCUGAAAUACAUUUAUUUUUUUUCCCAAUAAAAUAUGUGCCAAUUACA
Syngnathus typhle (broad-nosed pipefish) is the source of this 3151-nucleotide messenger RNA. It is a transcript of the gene hdr, whose product is annotated as hematopoietic death receptor. Gene Ontology annotation, biological process: TRAIL-activated apoptotic signaling pathway; positive regulation of apoptotic process. The transcript is spliced from 11 exons. Gene Ontology annotation, molecular function: protein binding. Lineage: Eukaryota; Metazoa; Chordata; Actinopteri; Syngnathiformes; Syngnathidae. Gene Ontology annotation, cellular component: cell surface; plasma membrane. The record is from RefSeq and is a predicted model, not a curated record. Bases 125 to 1399 code for a protein of 424 amino acids.